Molecule: messenger RNA, 225 nt
Organism: Sclerotinia sclerotiorum 1980 UF-70
Lineage: Eukaryota; Fungi; Ascomycota; Leotiomycetes; Helotiales; Sclerotiniaceae
Exons: 2
Coding region: 1-225 (74 amino acids)
Source: RefSeq, a predicted model, not a curated record
AUGAUGAAAUUGAUGAUUGCUGAUGUUGAUGUUGAUGUUGAUGUUGAUGUUGAUAUUGGAGAUUCCCUUUUCGUAUGUGAGGUCAUGAUGGGUCCUGGUCCUGGUCCUGGGACUUUCCUUCUUUUUUGCCCUUUCCUCUUAGGAUCUCACAAUAACCAUGAUCCUGGGGAGAAGAAAAGUAUGUGUAGAUGGAUGUGUAUGGUUACUAUGGGAGGAGGUGUGUAG